AUGGCUCAAACUAUGCGUAUUGCAAUGGUUGUGAUGAUGAUUUUGGUAACAAUCGAGUGUGGUAAUGGAAUGGAUACUAAAGACCACCGUGUGUGUUUCAAAAACUGCCUAGAGAAGUGCCGCUUAGAUGAUUACACAUGUCAGUUGAAGUGUGAAAUAGAGUGCCAUUUAACACCACCGUCUCUUCUAGUUGCUAGUGAGACAAAAGAAGACCACCGAGUGUGUUUCAAAAAUUGCUUAGAGAAGUGCCGCAUAGAUGAUUACACAUGUCAGUUGAAGUGUGAAAUAGCGUGCCAUUUAACACCACCGUCUCUUCUAGUUGCUAGUGAGACAAAAGAAGACCACCGAGUGUGUUUCAAAAAUUGCUUAGAGAAGUGCCGCAUAGAUGAUUACACAUGUCAGUUGAAGUGUGAAAUAGAGUGCCAUUUAACACCACCGUCUCUUCUAGUGGAUGAAGCAGUGAUGGCCCCAGAACAAGGUAAAAGCGAUACGUGCUACAGAGAUUGUAGCAACAAAUGGGGCCUUGACUCAGCUCGUAUGGAACGUUGUUUGAAGACUUGCCCCACGCCUGCUACUCUCUUUUAG
Messenger RNA from Brassica oleracea var. oleracea, 585 nucleotides. RefSeq lists its product as uncharacterized. The record is from RefSeq and is a predicted model, not a curated record. The coding region runs from base 1 to 585 and encodes 194 amino acids. The transcript is spliced from 4 exons. NCBI's taxonomy places the organism in Eukaryota, Viridiplantae, Streptophyta, Magnoliopsida, Brassicales, Brassicaceae.